CAUGGUCUCAGUUUCAGUGGUCUCUCAUCCUCGAGAUUGCUCGAGACGGUGGCCAUGUGGUGGUGAAGUGUGAACGACGUUAGGUGCCUUGUUCAGUUUCGGCCACUUUUUUCGAUGAAACAAUCCAGAACAAUAUAUUAAUGCAGGCGUAGCCGGUACCAGCGAAACAGAACGAAAGCUCGACAGCACAGGCCGGCACUUCGGUCCGACUGAUUCUGAGAGCUUAUUGCAUACUGUGUUCGCCGCGGUUUCAAGUCCGUUUCAUGCACUUGCUAACACGAAAUCAACCAGAUUAAAGUGAUAUACAGGUUCAUCAUGACACGCUGGGCUCGGAGUAAGAAUCCACUGAAGCACACGCGUCAGCCAGAAGAAGCCACCUCGUGGACAGAAUUCCAUGCGCAGCGGCAGAGAGAAGAUUCACAAGGUCUGUCGAAGGCCGUAUCAUUGAGCGCGCAGGGUCAAAGGGGAAUCUACCGGACUCGAUGCCACCGUAUUCCAGCAGGUGACUUGAAAGCAGUAGAAACAGGGGAUGCAGCAAAUAUGAAGGGGUCUGUCGAAACAGAGGGAGGCGAUUGCGCGCAGGAGUGCAAGGGUGUAGAGAAUGAAAAAAAGGAGAUACACGAAGACACCAUAUUUCAAUAUGCAGGAGGAGAGACAGAAUGGAAACCUGAACAGGAAAAGCAUUCUCAUGUUUCAGACAGCAAAGCUAUUUCUUCGAGAAACCUGUCGGGUAAUCGGAGAAAGGGUACGUCGGGCAUCAAACGGGGACCCCAGAGUGAUGUUGCCGAAGCGCCGGCGAAUAAGGUUAAGCGUGAUAAGAUAACGGUGUCAAAAAAUGGCGGUGUGAAAAGUGAGCGAGUGAAGUGCACUAGACGUAAUAAGCUGAAAAGAAAUUUGAAGAAGGACGUAAUUAGACCAGCCAGCGGCUGGACGGUGACAGAGAUACGUGAGAUGCCUCUGAAAGUGAAGCAAACUGAGAAGAACUUGAAGGAAGGGGAAGAAUCCGUGGCGGAACAGAAACGGAGGGUUUGCGCGAAAGAAAAUGAGAAACGGAAACAGAACAAGUGCAUAAAGGAAGACGAGUACGGAACUUGCGAUAGCACGGAUGAGUUUGCGGAGAAACGUGACCACGAAACGAACAGUACUGUGGGUGGUGCUGCGAAGAAGAAAAAGUUUAUGGAUCAAUUAAGGAAGGAGCGUGAGAGGAAAGGCAUAAUCCUGCUGCCCGAGAAGGUAGAGAAACGCAUCUAUGCAAUGAAGAAAGCCAUGCGGCAGAAAGGAAUCUCUGGCGAAGAGAUUAAAACGGCCGUUCGGAAGGUCAGGCGAAAAGAAGAGUUGCUCUUUCGAAGGCAGCUGGAAAAGAGGUGCUUCAAAUGCCGGCAACCUGGCCACAAGGUAUCGGACUGCCCAAUGAUGGAGGAAGAAAUCGACGAGGCUGUCGGAAUAUGUUUCAAGUGUGGAUCGACUGAGCACUUUUCGUCGAAGUGCCACGUUGAGACAAGUUUGGAAAAUGAGUUUCCGUACGCAAAGUGCUUCAUCUGCAAACAGGGAGGUCACCUAAGCAGAAAAUGCCCUCGAAACGAUAAAGGGGUCUACCCGAAAGGGGGACAUUGUAACUUCUGUGGAGCCAUAGACCAUUUCAAGAAGGACUGUCCUCAAAUGGAGAGAAACAAGAAAAAGGACGAGGAACCAGAGAUAACAGGAGACAUGAUGGACAUCCAUGGAAGCGCAGACGCUGAACCUGUGACACCAGACAUGUUUACAAAACAGAGAAAAUCCAAAAUUGUCACUUUCUGAUCCUUGUAACCCUUACGUAACUGGAACGAAUACACAGCCUCACCUGCUUCAACUAGUUCUACAGUGCUGUCAGCCAGCAAAACACUAGGGAGUUUUACUACUACGGUGAAGAGGUCCGGCUGGAGUUGGUUUCCCUUGGCGAUGGCGGGGAGGAAAAACGUUAAAAUUGUCUGCUGCUUCCCAGUGUUGCCAGUUUCAAGUGCAGCAAUAUUUCUUGUGCACAGGGAUAAAUGGGGGCUAUUGAGGGAAUUUGGUUUUGUAUUCAACUAUGCUAGUAUUUUGAAUUCAACAAAAACGCUAUUGCGACAGCAUGUACAAAGUUUUUUUCUGUUGUUGUUUUCAGCUUUUUCUUUUUCUGCUUGGGAAACUGCUGUUACUGCAUAUUUUUGUAUCCCUCAUUUUGAUGUUUACCAUAAAAGCACAACUGCACCCAC
Ornithodoros turicata is the source of this 2231-nucleotide messenger RNA. RefSeq lists its product as uncharacterized. The record is from RefSeq and is a predicted model, not a curated record. Lineage: Eukaryota; Metazoa; Arthropoda; Arachnida; Ixodida; Argasidae. Gene Ontology annotation, molecular function: nucleic acid binding; zinc ion binding. The transcript is spliced from 6 exons. The coding region runs from base 316 to 1797 and encodes 493 amino acids. Gene Ontology annotation, cellular component: nucleolus.